Cylicostephanus goldi is the source of this 729-nucleotide messenger RNA. The record is from the annotation of a GenBank genome assembly. Lineage: Eukaryota; Metazoa; Nematoda; Chromadorea; Rhabditida; Strongylidae.
AUGAAGUACUGGCUGAAAGCUGGGACGCAAGUUGAAGUCUGCUCUGUGGAUGUGGACGGGAUACCAUUGAGUUGCGCAUAUCUCAGUGAAGAAGACUCUCCAGGACCCAUCGAGAUCGAUGUCGAUGCUUAUGAUCAACCUUUCAGGUUUACCUUGGAAAUGAUCGCUUUCGACGAAACAUCCGUAGGGUUAGUGGCUAUCUCAGAAAUUCGACUAAAAGGAUUAUUGUGCUCGGAAGAACCACCACCAAUUGUGACAACGAUAGAUCCGCCCACGAUUGUAUCCUUAUUUGGACUACAACAAGGACCUGGAGCAAACACACCUUAUUCCACAGACUUAAAUUGCGACUUUUCGCAAGAUUACUGUAGUCAAUGGGUAAACGAUGACGGCAUGGUUGCGUAUGGUGUAAUUCCAAGGAACAGCGAAAAAUUCCCAGUUCCACCUGGGAUGAAAGGAAACGUAGCAACAUUUGUUUUGGAAGGGAUGAAAACGUCGCGAUUACGCUCGAGAGAGGUUUCUUGCGCUAAUAACGCUACAGUGACAGUAACUUACAUGAGAUCCGAGCACGGGCUCGUUCGACUCUGUGCUCUCGAACAAUGUGUGGAUGGAUCGCAACUAUUCGGUGAAAUGACAAUUGUAGCGACAUCAUCCACACCUUUUGAGUUUUCCAUCGAGGCUGCUUCUCACAAGAAUGCUGUAGUCGUAAUAAGUGACAUUUCCGUUUAUGGU